Molecule: messenger RNA, 928 nt
Organism: Physcomitrium patens
Lineage: Eukaryota; Viridiplantae; Streptophyta; Bryopsida; Funariales; Funariaceae
Molecular function (GO): S-adenosylmethionine-dependent methyltransferase activity
Source: RefSeq, a predicted model, not a curated record
UUUCAGAGCAACGCAAGGUCGACACAGGUGGAAUGGCAAAGGAAACGGAGAACUUGUUCGUCAAGCAAGCUGAGGUUUACAAGAGAGCGAGGCCGCAUGCCCCAGAGGAGCUCUAUUCAUACUUGGCGUCGCUCACCCCAUCUCAUGAAUUGGCAUGGGAUGUGGGCACUGGCAAUGGUCAAGCUGCAGCUGUGAUCUCCAAGCACUACAAGAAGGUCAUAGCAACAGAUGUGGCUGCUGAACAGCUUAGCCACGCUGAGCAAAGGCCCAACAUCACUUACGCUGCAACUCCAACUACCCUUUCUAAAGACGACCUAACCCGUAUCGUCGGUCCUGAAGGCUCAGUUGAUUUGGUCCUAAUCGUCGAAGCGCUGCACUGGUUCGACCUCGACAAAUUCUACGACAACGUAAAGUAUGUUCUUCGCAAGCCAGGGGGGUUGAUCGCAGCAACUGUUUAUCCGCCCAUGCUCAGAGUAAACCCCCGACUAGACAAAGUCCUCAACGAUUUUAACGACACCAUUAAACAUCACUGGGCUCCUCAAGUGGAUCAUGUGGUGAAUUUGUACAAGAACCUUCCCUUUCCUUUUGCACCCGUAGAGCAAGCAGAUGAAAGAGUCUCUCGAUUUAAGAUGUCUUUGGAUGCCACCCUCGACGAUUACCUGAAUUACCUUGAGUCGUGGUCGGCAGUGCAAACUGCUAUCGACAAUGGGGAGGAUCCUCUGAACGAGCAUUGGAGGAAACUAUUUGCUGAGGCAUGGGGAGCUCCGGAGACAGAGCAUACCGUGAAGUGGCCUUUCAAGGUCCUUCUCGGUAAAGUGUAAAGGGUUACUUACUCCAUAGUCGACUGAGUUUCUUGAGAAAUUUGGUGACCAUUCCAUGUACUUUCUGAUGAGAAAUGAAGAAGAAAUCUACGAUCUCUGAUUCAUAA